AUGACACACAUAGUAGAGGCAACACUGCUUCUGUCAUGGUUAUUAUGUAUGGAAUUGGUGCUCAUGCAGAAAAUCAUUCUAGCAUACAAGUACCGCCGCCUCUACAGGAGGAUUGUGACAUUAUUUAUUUGUGGUACCGCCAACUUAAUCAGUUUCACGACUAUAGACAAAAAAGAAAUCUCCGGUAUCCUUGCUGUCUUUGUGCUGAUGGGAUGCAGUGCUAAUGGGACGCAACAAACCUAUGUUGAGUCUAUUGUGUAUCCUUGGUGGAAUGAGACAAGCGAAACUUGGAUCUGGACGGCGAGAUGCGCUAAAGAUAGUUGCACAUACCAAGGUACUUUCAGCUAUGGACGCAAAGCACUCAAGCAUAUCCUCUCAGAGAUGUGGUCUUAUGAAGAACAAGACAAUCUAUUUUCUAGACUUUGCUCUUUUACCAGCAGUGGAAUCAGCAGAGAAGAGUUCUGGAUACUGUUUCAAACUUCUGGGCUUGAUUAUGACAUUCCUGUGUCUGUGAUCCUUGGUAUCUGUCUUAAGUAUAGACUGUUGAGUCCCUCAAAUUCCAUGAGUCCAGGGGUUGACAGGACUAAGAUGGUGGAUCAAUUAUUGCUGCUUUUUCUAUUGGAGGACUAUGCCUUCUCUGGAGACUUAUGGCGCCUUGUUAUGGCACACCACAUAGAAAUUAUGCAAGAAGCACAAUUAUGCAAGAUGCAAACACAGAACUGUAGCAGCAGAGUUCAGUUUGAAAGGGAGCUAGAGUUCUUGGAAGAUAAGAGAGAUAGAGCUCAGUUAGAACUGUCACUAUACUCUCAGGCCACGGAUGUCUUUCAGCUGCAGUUAGGGUGCACUUUCUCAAGAGUUGGUUCAGGGAGCUUGCGCCAGCCAGAUCUAGUGCAUAUGAAAUGCAGAGAGUGGUUAAGCGGUAUCUCAACUGGCAAGUCUAAUUCUGCUGGUGAAGGUAGGCUUGAAUCCACCAAGGAUAAGGUUCCUGCUAUUGUGAAAGAAGAACCAAUAUCCAUCGUGUCCAAACUCAUGACAAUAUACACUAUGCUAGUGUUGCCUGAAGUGACUCAACACCCUUACCAUUUGGUUAGUACAUGGGUUGAGGAAUGUAUGGAGGAAUACUACAUGGACGAUAGAGCAAUGGAACAAAUGUCCUUGCAGAUGUUGAUAUUGCAAGUUGGUGAUUUAUCCGAUGUCCAAGCUGAACAGCACUUCCUUGAAGCUCAGCUGAGUCUAAUGCAAUCAAGACUGCAGCAUGCUCAAACAGAGGUGGAGCUCCUCUCAGACACCAUACAAUACCUUAGUGAGAGCAAUACUACUCUUCUUACACAGAAGAAAGCUGUGGAUGGUCUGACUCCUAACAGUUGUUCUCACAACAGCCCUCCAUGA
Messenger RNA from Suillus subaureus, 1389 nucleotides. RefSeq lists its product as uncharacterized. Lineage: Eukaryota; Fungi; Basidiomycota; Agaricomycetes; Boletales; Suillaceae. The transcript has 11 exons. The record is from RefSeq and is a predicted model, not a curated record. The coding region runs from base 1 to 1389 and encodes 462 amino acids.